This is a messenger RNA of Lepus europaeus (European hare), 1266 nucleotides long. It is a transcript of the gene RELL2, whose product is annotated as RELT like 2. NCBI's taxonomy places the organism in Eukaryota, Metazoa, Chordata, Mammalia, Lagomorpha, Leporidae. The transcript has 8 exons. Bases 242 to 1153 code for a protein of 303 amino acids. The record is from RefSeq and is a predicted model, not a curated record. Gene Ontology annotation, biological process: positive regulation of p38MAPK cascade; positive regulation of cell-substrate adhesion.
UUCCCUCCCCCCGCCUGCCGCGGCCCCGGUAUCCGCAGCCACAGCCGGGAGCCGGUGAGGCGGCGAAGGGGGAGGGGGAGGAACCAAGGGAUGAGCGCCGGGAGGGCGUCGGGGGCCUUGAGCCGGACUAGGACGCCCCUGGAGCCGGAACCCGAGCCGGAGUCGGAACCAGAACCAAACCACCGCUGCAGCCCCCUAAACCCAGGAGGCGCCCUGGCCCGCGCUCGCCCCCCAGGGCCUCAUGUCGGAACCACAGCCUGACCUGGAGCCGCCCCAACAUGGGCUGUACAUGCUCUUCCUGCUCGUGCUGGUUUUCUUUCUCAUGGGCCUUGUGGGCUUUAUGAUCUGCCACGUGCUCAAGAAGAAGGGCUACCGCUGCCGCACGUCCAGGGGCUCCGAGCCAGAUGACGCCCAGCUCCAGCCCCCUGAGGACGAUGACGUGAACGAGGACACGGUAGAGAGGAUUGUUCGCUGCAUCAUCCAAAAUGAAGCCAACGCUGAGGCCCUGAAGGAGAUGCUGGGGGACAGUGAGGGAGAAGGGACAGUGCAGCUCUCCAGUGUGGAUGCCACUUCCAGCCUGCAAGACGGAGCCCCUUCCCAUCAUCACACAGUGCACCUGGGCUCUGCGGCCCCUUGCAUCCACUGCAGCCGCAACAAGAGGCCCCCGCUUGUCCGGCAGGGACGCUCCAAGGAAGGGAAAAGCCGCCCCCGGCCUGGGGAGACCACUGUGUUCUCUGUGGGCAGGUUCCGGGUGACACACAUUGAGAAGCGCUAUGGGUCACAUGAGCAUCGCGAUGGCUCCCCCACAGACAGAAGCUGGGGCUCUGGUGGGGGGCAGGACCCAGGAGGUGGCCAGGGGUCUGGAGGAGGGCAGCCCAGGGCAGGGAUGCCUGCCACAGAGAGGCUGCCUGCUGAGGCACCGCAGCCGCAGGCCCUAGCCAGUCCCCCAGUGCAGAAUGGAGGACUUAGGGACAGCAGCCGAGUCCCUUGUACACUGGAGGGGAACCCUGGAGCCUCUGCAGAGCUGACACUAGGGGCCAGAGGGAGGGGACCAAGCCCAGGACUGCCCAGGCAAGAGGCAAACGGACAGCCGAGCAAGCCGGACACCUCAGAUUACCAGGUGUCUCUGCCACGUGGAACAGGGGGUGUGUGACGCGAGUCUGCCUGAGCCCCAGAUCAGCCCCAUUUCUCAUCACCCUGACAGACCACCAGCUGGCAGGGCCGGGGGCAGGUGGGCGUGAAGGCCCUCCCCUCCGCUGGACAGCG